Messenger RNA from Ctenocephalides felis (cat flea), 1203 nucleotides. RefSeq names its product alpha-tocopherol transfer protein-like. Lineage: Eukaryota; Metazoa; Arthropoda; Insecta; Siphonaptera; Pulicidae. The coding region runs from base 213 to 1112 and encodes 299 amino acids. The transcript is spliced from 8 exons. Gene Ontology annotation, molecular function: phosphatidylinositol bisphosphate binding. Gene Ontology annotation, cellular component: membrane. The record is from RefSeq and is a predicted model, not a curated record.
CGUCAGGGACUAUUAUAACCUAUCCAAGUUCUAAAUUAUUCAUUUAAAAUUCGUGUGAGUCAAAUUAUCAGUUACAUAACGGUAAAAACAGUGCUGUGAUAUAAAAGAUAAUCAAAGAAAUUGGCCAAAUAACUUAACAUAUACCUGGUCUUUAGUUACCAAACUACUGCCAAGUUUUUGCAUUUUAUCAUAACAGAAAUUCGAACAUUUAAAUGUCACAAAUAGCUUCACACGAAUUGGGAUAUGACCUCCACGAAGCUUUAGACAGAUGCAACGCCGAAGAAAAAGAUCUCCGAGCCCUCAGGGAACCACCAAUUCCGGGGGUACCAUCAAAUAUAACAGACAAACAGUUGCUGUUAUUUCUAAAUGCUUGUGGAGAUGUACCACAAGCCCGCCAAUGUCUAGAAGCUUAUUAUGACGCUCGAAGAAAUGCUCCUGAACAUUUCAACAACAGAGACCCGAGAUCAGAUGAGAUCUUACAAUGUCUUCAAGCACAAGAAUACAUUCUUUUGCCACCAACUGCUGAUGGUCAUGAUGUCAUAUUUCAUAGACUUUUCCAAACUGCACCAUCCGCUUAUAAUUACGACCAGGCGAUAAGAACGUUUUUUAUGACCAUAGACAUGUGUUUAUAUACUCGAGGACCAAGACCAGGUUUGGUAUUUUUAUUCGAUAUGAAAGGCGUUUCUUUGGGGCAUUUGACCAGACUUCGAGUUGCAGGGACGAGGAAGUUUUUUAAAUACUUGCAAGAGGCACUUCCGGCUAAAUUAAAGGCCAUUCACGUAGUGAACGUCGUACCGUUUUUCGACAAAAUUCUUCUUUUGAUAAAACCAUUCAUGAAAAAGGAACUUAUGAACAUGUUACAUAUCCAUACCGGAAAUAUAGAUAUGCAAAAAUUUUAUGAAGAAGUUCUACCCCGGUCGGUAUUACCAUCAGAUUUUGGUGGCGAUUUAGCAGAUUGCAGAACAUUGCACCAAGAAUUUUGUGAUAAGCUGCAAGCCCACGCCUCGUAUUUUGUGGCUGAAGAACAGCAAAGAUCUAAUGUACUUCAAGCAAAUGGCAAGAAAAAACAAGUCACACCCGAAGCACAAUUUCAACGUUUAGAGAUUGAUUAAUUAUAAAUUAUUGACUGUUUCUUAGUAAAUUGUUAUUGGUUAAAUACAUUCCUUUAUAUACAUAUCGUGAUCGGUUCAAGUUUUAAUAUUG